Messenger RNA from Penicillium samsonianum, 879 nucleotides. RefSeq lists its product as uncharacterized. Bases 1 to 879 code for a protein of 292 amino acids. Gene Ontology annotation, molecular function: hydrolase activity. The record is from RefSeq and is a predicted model, not a curated record. NCBI's taxonomy places the organism in Eukaryota, Fungi, Ascomycota, Eurotiomycetes, Eurotiales, Aspergillaceae. The transcript has a single exon.
AUGGCCUUUCUUCAUUAUCUUCGUCUCAAGGUUGAAGCGUCGCUCGUUCGACUUGCCUUCCGUUGGAAACUCGAGCCCAGUUUAACCAAACAAGAUGAAGUCCUUCAGCUGCCCAGCCGUGAUCCAGGAAGAACGAUAAAAGUGAAUUCUUAUCGAGCAAGAGCAGAAAAACCUACCCCUGUCCUCGUGAACUUCCAUGGCAGUGGAUUUAUAGUGCCAUGGCAUGGCACCGACGAUGAAUUUGCUCGUCGAGUGGUUCAAGCCACCGAUUAUGCCGUGUUAGAUGUCGCAUACCGCCUUGCCCCAGAAAACCCAUUCCCUGCCGCAAUCCAUGAUGUCGAAGAUGUGGUGAAAUGGGUGAUUUCGAACCCCCAGGAUUUCGACCCUUCCUAUAUCUCUAUCUCCGGGUUCAGUGCCGGUGCCAAUUUAGCCCUUGUUGCCAGCAGUCAACUGUUUCCAAAGGAAACCUUUCGCCACGUUAUAUGCUUCUAUCCACCAACUGAUCUGGCAAAGGAUCACUCUAGCAAGGUUCCGCCAGAUCCGAAUGGGAGCCCCCUUCCUCCGUGGAUGUUGAAUAUCUUCACGGAGUGUUAUGCAUCUGGCCUAGAUUGGAGUGACCCCAAAAUCUCGCCCAUAAAUGCUACUGCGGACAAAUUUCAAAAAAAUACCUUGUUCUUUACCUGUGACCGUGACAAUCUGUGCCCUGAGGGGGAGGAUUUGGUCCAGAAAUUACGCGAUACGCAUGGGGAUGACGCUAUUAUGCAUCGACGAAUGGAGAAUUGUGACCAUGCAUGGGACAAAUCCUACAAAGCAGGGACUCCUCAAGAGAAGGCCAAGGAUGAAGCUUAUGAUUUGGCAAUGGAAUUGCUAAGACGAUAG